CUGAAGGAAUUAAACAGCGUUUAGCAGAGUUUGCUAGAGGAAAACAAUUGCAUAAUCUAAAUCACCAGUAACGUAACGUUAUUUAGCUGUCCAUCUUCUCGGCGACGGAAGAUCUUUGGUCGGAGACUGUCAGGCGGACAGUGACGUAAUGAGCCCUGAAAGCGGAGCGCCCUACGUUGUAUUCCCGACGCAUUUAAGCAUUUGCGCUACAGUCGCUCCUAGAUUUACAGGGUCACACCAGAGUAGGGAGUAAUAUAUAUAUAUAUAUGCUUUAUUGUUUCUUUGAGAUUGUGUUUACACAUGCGAUCUCGGGGCAUAAGCUUGACAGCCGCAGCUUGAACGGGUUUUUGGCCAGUUUACGGCGGACAGAAAAACGCGAACAGAAACAUGCCAUGUCUGUGCGCGUCUUCGGUGAGGUUCCUCCUGAACUCAGCGCAUAAAGGAAUCUCUUGCUCUCGGGUUCAACUGUUUGCCCUGAGUAGACCAGGAGUUCAUGACGUUGGCCUGCCUCGCAAAGUACCUUUGAGAACUUUCUCAGAGUCUGCGGUUUAUUUUGCAUUCAAGGAGGGAUCGAGCAAAGACGGCUCUGCUGAUGGCGGAAAGAAAUCAGUUGGGGAUGGAGGCAGUAAAAGGUCCGGUGGAUCCGGAGGCUCCGGGAAAGGCGGCGGCCAGCUCCGGUGUCCUAAAUGCGGAGAUCCGUGCACGCAUGUGGAGACCUUUGUGUCGUCGACGCGCUUCGUUAAAUGUGAGAACUGCCAUCACUUUUUCGUGGUGCUCUCCGAAACUGACACCAAGAAGAGUCUCCACAGGGAGCCGGAAUCGGCCACCGAGGCGGGAAAGUUGGCCUUUCAGCAGAAGCCCCCUCCUCCCCCGAAAAAGAUUUUCGCAUAUCUGGAUAAGUAUGUAGUGGGUCAGUCCUAUGCUAAGAAGGUCCUGGCGGUGGCCGUGUACAACCACUACAAACGCAUUUAUAACAACAUCCCAGCAGGCGCCAGGCAGCCGCUGGAAGCCGAGAAGCAAGCCUCCCUGCAGCCACGAGAGCUCGAGAUUAGAAGACGGGAUGAUGAGUACAAAUUCACGAAGCUGCUCCAGAUCGCGGGGAUCAGUCCCCAUGGCAACGCCUUGGGGGCCUCUCUACAGCAGCAGGCAUCCCAGCAGGCACCGCAGGAGAGGAGGGGCAGCGAUGUCCUGGACUCCGCCCACACUGACAUCAAGCUGGAGAAGAGCAAUAUUGUCCUGCUGGGUCCCACUGGAUCGGGAAAAACACUGCUGGCUCAGACCCUGGCGAAGUGUCUGGACGUGCCCUUCGCCAUCUGUGACUGUACCACACUGACGCAGGCUGGCUAUGUGGGAGAAGACAUUGAAUCGGUUAUUGCAAAGCUGCUGCAGGAUGCGAAUUAUGCCGUCGAAAAAGCACAGCAAGGGAUCGUCUUCCUGGACGAGGUCGAUAAGAUUGGCAGCGUUCCCGGGAUCCACCAGCUGCGAGAUGUGGGUGGUGAAGGGGUCCAGCAGGGUUUGCUCAAACUCCUGGAGGGAACCGUCGUCAACGUGCCCGAGAAGAACUCAAGAAAGCUGCGAGGGGAGACCGUCCAGGUGGACACCACCAAUAUCUUGUUCGUGGCAUCUGGUGCCUUUAAUGGACUCGACCGGAUCAUCAGCAGGAGGAACAAUGAGAAGUACCUGGGAUUUGGAGCACCAUCCAACACAGGCAAGGGACGCGGCGCCGAGUCGGAGGCGGCUGACGUGGCGGGCGGCAAGGCGGACGCGGUUCGCGAGAUGGAGGAGCGAGACCGGCUGCUGCAGCAGGUGGAGGCUCGUGACCUCAUCGAGUUCGGCAUGAUCCCCGAGUUCGUGGGCCGGCUGCCCGUGGUGGUGCCUCUGCACAGCCUGGACGAGGACACACUGGUGCGCAUCCUGACAGAGCCACACAACGCUGUGGUGCCCCAGUACCAGACGCUGUUCAGCAUGGACAAGUGCGACCUCAACAUAACCGCGGACGCCUUGCGCGGCAUCGCACAGUUGGCUUUGGAGAAGAAGACGGGCGCCCGUGGGCUCCGGUCCAUCAUGGAAAAGCUGCUGCUGGAUCCCAUGUUCGACGUGCCGCAUUCCAACAUCGUAGCUAUAGAGAUCAACGGAGAUGUGGUUCUAGGAAAGUCACUCCCUCAGUACAUCAGAGCCCCAUCCAAGGAUGCUGCUGACGAGGAAUAUGAGUGCGGGGUGGAGGAGGAAGGCUGGCGCAGGCAGGCGGACUUGGCCAACAACUGAUGCUGCUGCUCAGUGUCUCUCCAGAACCAUCCAACACACUGACCACUGACGUUUUAGGAUGAAUGGUUAAAGGGAAUCGGCCCUCCAGCCUCCUUAAUUUUCAGUAACAUUAGCAAUUUGUGUGUCUUGGCAAUAAAGGUUCAUAGACCAGGUUUAACUUUCUACUAAACAGCUAGCAACUGUUUAUCUGUGUCUUUGUACAGAUAGAUUCUUCAUAGCCCUAACCAAUAGAGUAGACUUUUUAUUUAUUUACUUUAACCUGGUAGAAAUGUUUUAGGAUCCAAAAGAGAAAUAGAUAAAAUUUUAACACAAGACUGUU
Molecule: messenger RNA, 2584 nt
Organism: Brienomyrus brachyistius
Lineage: Eukaryota; Metazoa; Chordata; Actinopteri; Osteoglossiformes; Mormyridae
Product: ATP-dependent Clp protease ATP-binding subunit clpX-like, mitochondrial
Exons: 15
Coding region: 388-2265 (625 amino acids)
Biological process (GO): proteolysis; protein catabolic process; protein folding
Cellular component (GO): mitochondrial matrix
Molecular function (GO): protein dimerization activity; zinc ion binding; ATP hydrolysis activity
Source: RefSeq, a predicted model, not a curated record